Marchantia polymorpha subsp. ruderalis is the source of this 1453-nucleotide messenger RNA. The record is from the annotation of a GenBank genome assembly. NCBI's taxonomy places the organism in Eukaryota, Viridiplantae, Streptophyta, Marchantiopsida, Marchantiales, Marchantiaceae.
UUCCAUUCUGAAUGAAUUUUCCUCUUGGUUGAAUCUCUUGUGCUUCUGAUCUUCCAUUCUGAAUGAAUUUUCCUCUUAGUUGAGUCUCUUGUGCUUCUGAAUCUUCCAUUCUGAAUGAAUUUUCCUCUUGUGCAUAGUUAGCGAGAAUCUCAGCGCAGAAUUCAAAUGGGAACCGCAAGUUCCCGUUGAUUUCCUCUCAAAGCAAAGGAUUUUUUAUUUGUGAUGAUGGUGUCAAAUCGAGUACAGGUACGAUGUCAAGCGAUCAUUAUGAACAACCUCAACUCAGACAGCCAGAGCGGUCUACUCAGUACGGUAAAAGAGUUCUGCAGGAACAGAACUUCAUGUCAGGGGUCUCGAAAGGAGGGACAACUGAGUAUUCAAGAGAUCAGCAUUGCUCUAUAUUUAAAUUGCGAACAAACGUUGCAAACAUAGUAUCUGAAACCAUAACCAAGGAUUUCGUGGGCAUGACACGAAAUUCUAGUUCAAAUGCUGACGUUGAUACAACGUUGACACUUUCAUCUUGGUUUGGGAGAGACGAUACUGAUACGACUCUAAGACUGUGUUCUUGGAGUGAAGGUUCAAACUCGGACGGAUCUGGAGGAAACAAUGGAAAUGGACAACAAAUUCUACCUCCUAACAAUCGAACCAAGCUUGGACAGCCCGUCGGUCCAUCGAGCCUUCACAACACUAUACGAAAUAGAUCAGCUCAAAAUUCUUCAAUCGGAGCCAAUACCGCAUUCGGUCGGGAUAAUGAAGUUCAUUCAGGGCCCUACACGAGGCGAGAUUUGAUAACGCGACCACGUGGUCCAUACUUGGGUCGUGCCAAUUUUCGCUACAGACCUUCGUCAGUCCAAGUGCCCAAAGCCCAAGACAAUGUAGCCCAUCAGGGUGGAAGAGAAGAGCAAGCUGCGCACAACUUGGAGGCAGGACGAGAGCAUUGGGAGAGUCGGAAACUAAAUUUGGAGCAGCAAAUUGAACACUUCGUGAGACAUGAGUUUGAGAUUCGAGAAAUUCGAGCUCUUACACCGAUUGAGCAGGCUUGGUUUGAAAGAGUGAGACGAGAAGUCAAAUUACAGCUCGGCGAAGCCUACUCCCGUUCAGUUGAACGUUCCAAUGGGUCCUGUCGUGGGAAGACCUGCACAUGCUGGCGUGGAGCACGCGGAACACCUAGAGUCUGAAGCAGAGAGUGAAGUUACAACUGAAGCGUUGACAGAAAGUCCUUGCUCUCCAUCUAAGGAAGAAGACGAAGAAACAGAGAGCGCAUUCAGGCCAGAUCAAACAAGUUGAACAUUCAGAACCAGAUGGGGAGAGAGACGAAAGUGAACAAGCAAUGAAUGUGUUAGUUAUUAUGUUGUUGGUAAUGAAAUGACAGACCUCGGAUGUUGAUUAAAUGUACUAGUGUGGCGGAUUUGACUUGGGUUUGCAAAACUAUGUAACAAUAACCUUUCUACGG